Boeremia exigua is the source of this 3387-nucleotide messenger RNA. RefSeq lists its product as uncharacterized. The transcript is spliced from 5 exons. Lineage: Eukaryota; Fungi; Ascomycota; Dothideomycetes; Pleosporales; Didymellaceae. Bases 165 to 3137 code for a protein of 990 amino acids. The record is from RefSeq and is a predicted model, not a curated record.
CCUAGCGCAUGGGUUGAGGCGCAGGACGCAAGCCCCAGGCAGCUCACACCUCAGCGUGCAGCAGUGUCUACUUCCUCCACCCCAAGACGAUGUACAGUGUCUCUCGCUACUUCUGCUGCGCCGUACCGCAGCCAUAGAGUGCGCCCCCAAGCAAUGCGGCGGUCAUGGACAAGAAGGCGCUCUUCUUUCCGUGCGGCCUUAUACUAGCAAGCAGCUACCUGUCUACUGCGACGCCCAUAGAGUACUCCUUCGCCCUCGACAAGCCCCUACACACCACCUGCGUUGUGCUGCUACUUACCGGCCUGCUCGUUGUCGCAGUUGAAGCCUGGCCCGGCCGACCGCACCAGCCACAGCUGCCCGCGCGAUAUGUUGCAAUACCUCUCAACGACGCCCACAGCAGACACCACCCCGAGCAACAAUGGAACGAGGCAGGGCUUGUCGGUCGCAGGAAGUCGUCGAGUGUCAGGGCAGUCGGCGCACUCCUCGCUGUGCUGCUGUUCGCAAUCUGCGGCCGCAUUGGUGUCUUCUACCGUGUGACAAAAGACGUCGAGUGCAGCGGCCCUUCGGCUGUGACAUUCCUCCCUGUCGUCCUCGCGCUCUACCACAGCAUCCGGCGCCCUUCUCAACCCCAGUACCCCGCCUGGAGCGCUGACUCACGACCAAAGACGCUGCUCGAGCGGGUAUUAACCUUCACCUAUGGCGACGCCACACGCUAUAUCGUCCCUUCUAUUCUGCUUUCCAUAAGCAGCUUCCUCGUCCUGAUCAAGACUAGCGCGCUGCGAUCAACCUACAUUUGCCCUGUCUCGAACUCGUCCGCGGCCCUCAUACCUACCCUUCAGUUUGUGGGGUUUGUGCUGGACACCGUCAUUGUUCAGUUGCUGUACCGUCUGGUCGAUGAUGGAAUUUCCCCAGUCGACGACUGGUCUAUCCGGCUUGAGGAUGGUACAUCGAACAAUUUCUUGAUUGGCUUGACCUUCAUUGCUUCAUCGUUAGUUCUUGUUGUUACUGGCAUUGUUGUAUACCCUGCCAUGCCGGAGCAUCGCGAGUGGAUGCUCUCGUUGCCAUCCGAGUAUCUUUUUGGUUUGUUGCGUUUGUCGUUGAUGAUACCCUUUAUGACAUUUUGUUUUCUCAAAUCGGCACGGUUAUACGGCGUUAUGAGCGCGGUGCUCACUGUUGCAUUUUCUUCUGCAUACAUCGGCGUUCUUCGAGCACUUGGGACCGGCGCGUCCCACGCAUUUCCACCAAAGUCUACCGUCAGCCUUGUGCUUUGCUUGACUUUGCUUACCAUUGCGCUUAUAUUGCAUCUGGUCACAGAUACCAACAUUGAAUCCCGCAUACGCCUCACCGUGCCGGUCCGGCUGGGCAGGAACCAGUCGGCAACUUUGGUUCUCCUGCUUAUAAGUUUCUCAGUUGGCGUUGUUGUCUACCGUCGACAAGAACCCAUCCUUGAACACCCCAUCAAAACUCUGAUCGAGCAAGCAAGUAUCCAGCACGAACAAUGGGCGUCGCAAGCGCAUCGUAGCCAGUCACUUGCUCAGGCCAUUGUGAACUAUCAGCAGCGCUACAAACGAGAUCCACCGCCGAACUUCGACCAGUGGUACCAAUUUGCCGUCGCACGGAACUCCAUCGUAAUCGAUGAUUACGAUAGCAUUGAAGAGGACCUCGCUCUGUACUCUUCGUACACCCCGGACGAUCUGCGAUUGCGUACAGCUACUGUGUUGGCUACGCAUCGAGAAGUGGGUGGUAUACGCAUCCGUGGUGGGUCCGCGGAGGUACUCGGUGCUAUACCUGAGCAACACCAAUGGGUCCUUGAUGGCGCCACCAGCAUGAUCAAGCACUUCACAGAGUUCCUUCCCGACAUGGAUCUUGCCUUCAACUUAGGCAGCGAGCCCCGUGUUGCAGUACCCUUCGAUCGCCUACAAAACGCCCUGCGCAAUCCGCAACGAUACCCCAGUCCCGAUCCGUCUCGCGCCCGACUUGACUUUAGUGUUGACCGUGCAGAUAGAUGGCCCAACGUCGACAACAUACGAAACGAUCCAAACUUUUUCGAAAAUGCUCAGUUCAAGCCCUCUUUCCAGACGCAUGGUUCCGUGGCUUGUUCUUCCGAAUCUCGCGCGCGCAAAGAGCGUCAUUGGAACACGAAGAUAUUCUGCCACACUUGUAGUACACCACACUCUAUGGGCGCUUUCGUGUCAAAUUGGAGCAUGGCUGCGGAUUUGUGCCACCAACCGGACAUCGCAAACCUUCACGGCGUCUAUCUCAGUCCGGCAAAUCUUACAGCCACCCACGGCAUUGUUCCAAUCUUCAGCCAGAGUCGCGCCGCCGGAUUCGUUGAUAUUCGGUACCCUUCACCGUGGAACUAUCUAGGAAAGUCGAAGUACGAUUUCGACGAAAAGUAUCCUGAUCCUCCUUUCCAACAGAAGGAGGAUAUCCUCUUCUGGCGCGGUCCUGCAGAAGAAGGUAUAAGCACAGCUGGAACCUGGAAGGGCAUGCUUCGCCAACGUCUCGUGCACUACUUAAACUUCAACACGACUGCCAGGUUGCCUAUGUUCCUUCCUAAGGGCGACCACACCGACAAGCUCGAGUAUAUCAUGAAGCGUAGGUCCGACGUCAAGAAUAUGCUGGAAACGAAGAUCGACGCUCAAUUCACCGAGCUCAAGCACUGUACUGGCCAAGAUUGCAUCGAUCAGUCUCGCGAGUUCAAGGCUGUCGACGAUAUCGACAUCAGACAACAUUGGCGCUACAGGUAUCUCUUCGACGCUGAUGGCGCUGGCUUCUCGCGUCACUUUCUCCCUUUUCUGCAAACGAACUCUGUCGUUCUCAAAUCUGGCAUAUUCCGUGAAUGGUAUGACGAUCGCCUGGUUGCUUGGAAGCACUUUGUGCCAGUCGAUCUGAGACUUCACGAUCUCUUCUCUAUUGUCGCCUACUUCGGCGGCUAUGGCGUUGAAGAAAGGAGUAAGAGAAUGAUGGAAGGGAGGCCGAAGGAAGCUGAAGCCAUCGCGCGCCAGGGCAAGGUCUGGACAGAAAAGGUCUUGAGGAAGGAGGACAUGGAAGUCUACAUGUUCCGGCUGCUGCUUGAGUGGGGACGCUUGACCGACGACAAGAGGACGGAGAUCGGUUUCAGGAUGAGUAGGUAGUGGUGAGACAUAGAUGAGUUACAUCGUGCCGUUAGCGUAGCAUUGCGUGGUCUACUUGGAAAUGGCAACAUUAUCGUCUCUUUCUGCACACGGUCGGGCUACGGAGUAUCAGUAGUGUUGCGAUUCUCUGUAACAAUCUUCGUAACGCAGCAACAUACAUGCCAAUAAGUAUAUAAUCGUUCUUCCUGCAGAUCAUCACUACCAGAUCUAUAAUUCUUUCCUCGUCACAUAUCACUACAUGUCCCUGUGG